AUGCGAUCGUUAGAAGAGCUAUCUCCGGCGGAAAACCUAGAAAUCGAGAACGGCCUUUCUCUCGUCUCACGCGUCAAGCUCUGUCUCACAAUCCACUCUCUUAUCCCUACCGUAUCGAAGCCAAUCGACGAAUGGCAGCUCAAGCGAUCCUUGAUAGAUUUCCUCAAGAGCUCAAUCUUCCCUUCCGUGACAGUUCCCGAAGAAGAUAUCGUUGUUCGGCGUCACAGGGACUUGAAGAAACGGAAGCGGGAGGAGCCAGUAGCUCACGGAUCGCUAUUUAUCCGCGAUUUAGGGUUUCUCGAAGGUAAGAAGGGGAAGAAGAAGGUUGAUGGAGAGAGAGAUGUGAAGGAGUUGGAGAAGAAGUUUAUUGACUGGAGGAGAGUUUUGGUUGAGAAGAUGAAUGGAAUUGAGCUGAAUUUGGAAGGAGUCAAGUAUAAACUCAGUGUUGUGCUUCCGGUUUCAGAUGAUUUCGAGAGGGUGAAGAAAGAUUGGGAGGAGUUUUACGCUUUUGGUAAUCUGGGUUUCAUUGAUUUUGUUCAGCUUUGA
Molecule: messenger RNA, 546 nt
Organism: Microthlaspi erraticum
Lineage: Eukaryota; Viridiplantae; Streptophyta; Magnoliopsida; Brassicales; Brassicaceae
Source: the annotation of a GenBank genome assembly